Drosophila albomicans is the source of this 1749-nucleotide messenger RNA. It is a transcript of the gene beta3GalTII, whose product is annotated as beta-1,3-galactosyltransferase 6. The record is from RefSeq and is a predicted model, not a curated record. Gene Ontology annotation, cellular component: membrane. Gene Ontology annotation, biological process: glycosaminoglycan biosynthetic process. NCBI's taxonomy places the organism in Eukaryota, Metazoa, Arthropoda, Insecta, Diptera, Drosophilidae. The transcript has 2 exons. Gene Ontology annotation, molecular function: UDP-galactosyltransferase activity. The coding region runs from base 346 to 1476 and encodes 376 amino acids.
UCGAUAGCAGGGCAAAAGUACUGCACUAACAGCUGUUUAUUGAAUUUGCAAGCAACUUGUAUCUUUAUCUUCCGGCACUUAGUGACAACUAAGCACAAUAAUUUAAAAUGCGUCGAAUGAAUAAUCUAGUUACGCUCUUUACAGCGAUAACAGCGUUCUUCUUCGGCAGUUUCAUCACAUGAAUACUCAGCAUAGCGGAUAAGUGUCCGGUUGAGCGAAGUGGUGUCGCCAAACUGGAACCGCAUCCCGUUUUAUUUCUAGUGAUACUCGUGUUCUCGCUAAGCCGUUGAAGCAAACCUACUUUACCGAAGAUCAAAUCUAUCUACCAAGUGUAGUCAGCACUUAAUGGAAGAUCUCUACAAUGCGAUAACAGCGUUCUUCUUCGGCAGUUUCAUCACAAGAAUAUUAAGCAUAGCGGAUAAGUGUCCGGUUGAGCGAAGUGGUGUCGCCAAACUGGAACCGCAUCCCGAUUUAUUUCUAGUAAUACUCGUGUUCAGUGCACCCAGCAACACGGAGCAGCGUGAUGCCAUGCGUGAGACAUGGUUGCGUCUCGCUAAGCCUUUGAAGCAAACCUACUUCCCCGAAGAUCAAAUCUAUCUACCAAGCUACAGUGAUGGCCACUUGCAUAUGGAAACAGUGGCGUGGCAGGCGAAUCGUCUGCAGCAAUACGUGCAAUGGCAACAACAGUUGCCACAAAUGGAGGAGCCGAGAGUGCACCGCAAUAUAAAGUUCAAGCACAUCUUUGCAAUUGGAACGCAACAAUUGAGUCCCACACUACGCUCUGAGCUAGAGCAUGAACAAAAGCAGCACAAUGAUUUGUUGCUGUUGCCGCAGUUGCAUGACGAUUAUAAGAAUCUCACUGAGAAAUUGCUGCAGUCGCUAAUAACAAUAACGCAACACUACGAGUUCUCAUACCUGUUGAAAGUGGACGACGACUCCUACGUGAAGCUGGACAAUCUGCUCAACGUACUCGUUUCGUACGAUCGCAAGUUGUUGCGUCGUCGAGGAGAUUAUGUGAAUGACCCGUUGCCUGAGCUCUAUUGGGGCUACUUCAACGGGCGGGCUAACAUCAAAACUAAGGGACACUGGAGUGAACCGAAUUAUUAUUUGAGCAAGAACUACAUUAAUUAUGCUCUAGGUGGCGGCUAUGUUAUAUCUCAGAAACUAUGCGCGCAUGUGGCGAAUAACUCUCAACUGCUGUCGAAAUACGUCUCGGAAGAUGCUUCACUAGGCACCUGGUUGGCGCCACUACGUCACGUUUAUCGCUGGCACGACCCACGUUUCGAUACUGCCUACAUGCCGGCCAAGUGUCGAGACUAUCAUCUGGUGCUGCACAAGCGUAGUCAGCACUUAAUGCAAGAUCUCUACAAUGGUAAGAUGUGUACACAUGAGCAUCCGGGACAACGCGCCUUUGUCUCCUACUACUACGAUUGGACGAAGCCGGCUGAUAAAUGCUGCGACAGCAUCGUUGCUUAGUUGCUCACAUUCAUACGAACUGUAUUUAGUCAGUUUUCAUAACCAAAGAUAAUUCAUUAUAAGUAGCGUAUCGAAAUCUAAAUGCUUUAGUUUGCUUGAAUUGCUCCUAUGGCAGCAACUCAAGCUAGUUCUAAGCAAUUGAAUUAUUAAAUUUAACAUAUUUAAUAUAAACUUGUAUUAACUAAUGGUGAUUGAAGGGACCUAAUUCCUUAAAGUAAUAGUAGAAAAUAGUCUAAUUUGAGAAUUAAGUUUAUGUCCAAGGUUCAAUGGGAU